AAACAUUCCCAGAGGCAAGUCUGCUCUUGCAAAGCAGGGCUGGAUUGGAACUGCCAGUGUGUGAGUACUGUAUGUACCGGAAGUAUCCACCCAUCCCUUUCAUUCCUGACUCUCUGAGCAAGUUUAAACCUCAAAGCCAACCCCAUGAAAACAUCCAGGUGAGAUCAAAUCAGUAAGCAUCGACACAAGGCCAGCUGGGACAUUCUGACCCAGGACAGGGCAUCUCUGUGUCAAAGGUUCAGAUCAUUAAGAGCUUCAUCCCACUAAAGAACUCUUCCAUGUCCCUCAGCCGCCUUCAUCCUCUCCUUCACCUCUAAGGCAGCAGUGAUGAACUGGAAUACAUUGGAGGGAUUAAUCGGUGGGGUCAACAAGUAUUCCACCGCGUUUGGCCGGAUCUGGCUCUCCAUGGUCUUCAUCUUCCGGGUGUUAGUGUUCGUGGUCGCGGUCCAACGAGCGUGGGGCGACGAAAUGAAGGACUUUACCUGCAACACGGCCCAGCCGGGCUGCACUAACGUGUGCUUCAACUUCAUCUUCCCCAUCUCCCAUGUCCACCUGUGGGCCCUGCAGCUCAUAUUCAUCACCUGUCCGUCACUGAUGGUGGUAGGCCACGUCCAUUAUCGCGAGAAGAAAGACUUGGAGUACUCCACCAUGCACAAUGGUGCCCAUCUGUACGCCAACCCUGGGAGGAAACGUGGGGGGUUGUGGUGGACAUACCUGGCAAGUCUGAUUUUGAAGGCAGGCCUUGACGCUGGCUUCCUCUACAUCCUGUACUACGUUUACAAAGGCUACGACAUGCCCCGUCUGUCCAAGUGCUCCCUGGAGCCAUGCCCCAACACUGUGGACUGCUACACAUCGCGUCCCACUGAGAAGAAAAUCUUCACCAUAUUCAUGGUUGUCUCCUCUGUUCUCUGCAUCUUGAUGUGUAUCUGUGAGAUGAUUUACCUCAUCUUCAAGCGUUUGCUGAAAGCCUUUAGUAUGAAGACGCAAGCACGGAGGAUGUCAGCAGAAAAUCACGAGAUGACGCCACUGACAGCAUCCAGCUCAGGGUUCAGAUCCAAAAAACCGAUCAGAGUGGAUCCUACAGUCUCCAUCCAAAAUCUCAAUAACAUCGCGACUGAGGAGUGGCCAUCUAAGAAAAUGUGAUGUGAAAUAUGGCAGCAGCCAUGUUGGAAAAACUGAACAAAGUUUCGAAGGGGCCACUGCAAGCAAAGGCAUUAAUCAGACUUCUGAGGCAGGGUUUUUAGGAACUCAGACCAAAUGCAUGCAGAUAAACCCCU
Messenger RNA from Etheostoma cragini (Arkansas darter), 1277 nucleotides. It is a transcript of the gene cx30.9, whose product is annotated as connexin 30.9. The transcript has 3 exons. Lineage: Eukaryota; Metazoa; Chordata; Actinopteri; Perciformes; Percidae. The coding region runs from base 328 to 1143 and encodes 271 amino acids. Gene Ontology annotation, biological process: cell communication. The record is from RefSeq and is a predicted model, not a curated record. Gene Ontology annotation, cellular component: connexin complex.